CCAAAAAAGGUUUUAGCAAUGAGCAAAAUUUGGAGUGAUAUUCUUUAUUCUUGCAAAGUUAAAAAUACAAAAGAAUAUAAUAAUUGUAUUCAUCAUUUAUAUAUUGCAACACCCAUAUCAUCAGAUGAUGAAUCUGUUGAAGAAGAAUUAACUGUUACUGAUUUGAAUUGUCAAAUGAAUGAUAAUGAAUACGAAGGUAAUGUUGAGGAAGAAGCUACCAGGUUCAGUAAUGCUAAAGAAGCAGAUACCAGGUCCAGUAAUGUUGAGAAAGCAGCUACUAGGUCUAGUAAUAUUGAGGAAACAGCUGCUAGGUCUAGUAAUGUUGAGGAAGCAGCCACCAGGUUCAGGAAUUGGACUAAUAAAAAUUUUGAAGAUGAAUAUUUAGUCACAGAAGAAGAACAACAAUGGGAAAAUACAAUUAAUGAAUGGAUAGAACUUGAAGAAUAUGAAAACCAAUUUGAAGACCAAGGUAAUGAAAUUUUAUUAACAAAUAAUUGGAACACUGAUUUUGGUUUUGGGAGACGAGAAAAACAUCCAGUUGAUGAUGAGACAGCAAAAUGGCCUUUAGAUUCACUUUUCAUUUCUUCUUUAGAAGUGCCACAGUAUUUUGACUCAGAA
Messenger RNA from Cetraspora pellucida, 618 nucleotides. NCBI's taxonomy places the organism in Eukaryota, Fungi, Glomeromycota, Glomeromycetes, Diversisporales, Gigasporaceae. The record is from the annotation of a GenBank genome assembly.